Molecule: messenger RNA, 937 nt
Organism: Lolium rigidum
Lineage: Eukaryota; Viridiplantae; Streptophyta; Magnoliopsida; Poales; Poaceae
Product: alkylated DNA repair protein ALKBH8 homolog
Exons: 4
Coding region: 1-813 (270 amino acids)
Biological process (GO): fatty acid metabolic process; DNA damage response
Cellular component (GO): mitochondrial matrix
Source: RefSeq, a predicted model, not a curated record
AUGGCUGCCGCCGAGCCCGCCGCCGCCAGCUACGAUGACGAGCUUCGUAGACGUGAGGCGCUACGGGAGGCCUUCGGAGACUCAUCAGAAAGCGACUCCGAUGCGCCUCGCGAGGCGGCUAGCUCCCCGCUGGUUGGCCGGGCGGGCCGUGAACGGUGGAGAUGGGAGGCCGUACCGGCGGUGAGGGGACUGUGGCUCUGCGCUGACUUCCUUCCCUCCGAUGAUCAGUUGCGCCUACUUGCUGCGAUCCAGCGAGAAGGAUGGUUUAGUGAUGCAAGCAACCAAGCAAUGAGAUUUGGUGAUCUCCCUCCAUGGGCUGUCGAACUUUCUGCGCUGGUUCGGGAAUGUAUUUGCAUUGGUGAUGUUGAUGUUGGCAUCCGCCCAGGAUGGACGAACGAGGAUGAAGAUGCAUGUCCUUUGCCAUCAGAUUUGCUGUGGAGGGAACCGCUUUUUGAUCAACUGAUUGCAAACAGAUACAAGCCAGGUGAGGGUAUCUGUGCUCAUGUUGAUCUGAUGCGCUUCGAUGACGGGAUUGCAAUAGUCUCUCUUGAGUCCGCCUGCGUGAUGAACUUCAGUCGAGAAUGCGCUGCCUAUGAUACACAGAAUACACAGAAGCACGGGGAGAGUGAAUCGACCAAUGUCCCCGUCUACCUGAACCCAGGUUCACUUGUAGUACUGUCAGGCGAUGCACGGUAUCACUGGAAGCACGAGAUAAACCGCAAGCCAGGUGCUCAGCUCUGGAAUGGGAGAGAGCUUGAACAGCAUAGAAGAACUUCAGUUACUCUGAGGAAACUUAAGGCUUCUCCCAACUAAAGUUGGCAGGGUUAACAUUUGUUGCAAAAUGUUAGUGUUUUGGCAAUGUUACACUGAUUAUUUUUGCUAAAGAUGACCAGCUCGAUGUUUUUGUCAUGUGAAUACAAUGUUCCGGUAUUUGAAA